Molecule: messenger RNA, 2854 nt
Organism: Callorhinchus milii (elephant shark)
Lineage: Eukaryota; Metazoa; Chordata; Chondrichthyes; Chimaeriformes; Callorhinchidae
Product: serine/threonine-protein kinase 17B
Exons: 7
Coding region: 157-1266 (369 amino acids)
Biological process (GO): intracellular signal transduction; protein phosphorylation; positive regulation of apoptotic process
Cellular component (GO): nucleus
Molecular function (GO): ATP binding; protein serine/threonine kinase activity
Source: RefSeq, a predicted model, not a curated record
UCUCUCUCUCUCUCUCUCUGUCUGUCUGUGGGGUGGGGGGGGAGGCGAGGCGACCUGAGGCGAGGAAAAGGGGAGAAGAAAGGACGAGAAGAGGAAGGGGGGAGAGAGAGAGAGAGGAAGAGGAGGAGAAGGAGGAGAGAGAGAGAGAGAGACAACAUGUGUGAGAGUCGGUGCCGGAGGAUGGCGGAGAGGGACAAACAGCCCGUCUUGUUCACUCGCAUCCAGACGCCUUUCACGCCGGACUCCUUCCAUCACAAAUACACGGUGUUGGCCAAAGAACUGGGCAGGGGCAAAUUUGCUGUGGUGAAAAAAUGCAUAGAAAAAGCCACAGGAAAAGAAUAUGCAGCCAAGUUUUUGAAGAAACGUCGACGUGGUUUGGAUUGCAAAGCUGAGAUCAUCCAUGAAAUUGCUGUGCUUGAAGUGGCAAAAUCAAAUCCUCGUGUAAUAGACUUAUAUGAGGUGUAUGAAACAACCAAUGAAAUCAUCCUGGUUUUAGAAUAUGCUGCUGGUGGAGAACUCUUUAGCCUUUGUGUGGCUGACCCAGAAGAAACUUCAUCAGAAAAUGAUGUAAUCAGACUCGUUAGACAGAUCAUUGAAGGUGUAAACUUCCUACACCAAAACAAUAUUGUACACCUGGAUUUAAAGCCUCAGAAUAUUUUAUUAUCCAGCUCACCUCCUCUGGGCGAUAUAAAGAUAGUUGACUUUGGCUUGUCCAGAAGAGUUGGCAGUGCUGGUGAGUUAAGGGAAAUCACAGGAACGCCAGAGUAUGUCGCUCCUGAAAUCUUGAAUUAUGAACCAAUCUCCACAGCAACAGACAUGUGGAGUAUUGGAGUUUUGACCUACAUGCUGCUCACAGGAGAGUCUCCGUUUCAGGGUGAAGAUAAACAAGAAACUUUUCUCAACAUCUCACAAGUUAACGUUGAUUAUUCGGAUGAAGUAUUUGAUGGGAUCUCCAAGACUGCCAUUGAAUUUAUUGAACAACUUCUAGUCAAAAAUCCUGAGGAACGAUCAAGUGCAGAAGUCUGUCUUUCCCAUCUGUGGCUGCAAGCUGAAGACAUGAGUGAACCUGUCCCUGAAAUUAUGCCCUAUAUUUCACAAUCAGGAGAACAACACGCCAAGCCUUUAGAAGAGAAAAACGCUAUCCGAUUCGGAGCAUGCAAACAUGUGGAUAAAGAAAAUAUCACUGAUGAAUCGAGUAUUGUUUCCAAACGAUUGCGAUUUGAUGAUUCCUACAAAAAUUGUCAUGGGAUUUCAGGGGUAUUCUAAAACUGGAAUGUAACAAUAGUUAUAAGUGAGGGUACUUGGGCAAGCGUUUUAUGUUGGACUUCAUCACUACGUAAAAGUGGUGCAGAUGUGUUUGUAGGUAAAUGACUUCCUGGUAAAUUUAUGCAGUAGCUCUCAAUUGGGACACUGACGAGUAUGCACUUUGUUAUUUUGAAGGAGGGUUUAUAAACUAUUACAGAAAAACACUUUCUUGCACUUAGCUCCAUAGCGGAAUGAAAACAGGAUAAUUAAUUUCCCAAAGUACUAGAAUUAUAGUUAUAGGGUCCUUUGCAUUGGGUUGUAAGGAGCAAAUUGGAAGUACUGUAAUGUCUUAAUGUUCAGCUGAAUGUACUAUUUUCCCCGCGUAGAAUGGUAAUCAGGGACAGGCCACUUUAGGGCAGCUUGGUUGUACUGCAGAGCUGUAGGGCCAGUGUUGACAGCAGUUUAUAGUGCUCGUAUACCAUGAACGGGUAUGAUGCAGUGCCAGCAGCAAACCAGGUUGUGAUCUAUUAGGUACUUGAAAGGUGUCUGAAUUAAUAUGCAGAUUGUAGUUGCAAUUUGAAAAUCAAGCUAUUCAAAAAAAAAUCUCAUUGUAUAAUAAUGCAGCUCCCUGCAGUGAAAAUGGAUUGUGUUGCACACUGUUGAAAUUGUGCACAUUGUUCAAUCAAAUAGGAUUAAAACUGGUUUAUUGAUUUGUCCAAAUAUUGGAUUCUUUCAGCUUUCAACUUAAAUGUGCAUUUAAUAGAGACGGGCUUCAUGGGGUUUCAAGCUAGUUACUUUUAGUUACGAAACAAAAUUACUCAGCUUAUGACUAUGUAACAUUAUAUGCUGUAUUUGAUACAAUUUGUAUUCAUUUUGUUGAUCUAUAUUUUAAGGGGAGAUCUUGAAUUCCAAGGGAAAUAUUGGAACUGGGUUCCUGUUCUACAUUAUAUGCAAUAUUAUUUAUGCACAUUAAUAAACGGAAGGAAUAAUUGGUAGCAGAAACUUUUUAGUUUAUAUUAUUAAGAGCUAAUAUUUCUAUGCUCAAGAUAUUGAUUUUCAGUGUAUAUAUGACAGUUGCCUUAUUCUAUAUUGCAAAAUAUUGAAACCAAUCAAUGUUUUCUGAAGUAAUAGGUGAGGGUUACGAACACUUUAAGUGGCUUCUCAUCAGACAAAUUUAUCUGUCACAAAUGCGAAUAAUAUAGUAAAAUAUUUGGUAUAUGGGAAUAUAUAAUAUAUAGACCUUUUAUUAGCUUCUUAUCAAGGUUAAUCUUUUAUGCUUUUGAGUAUUCCAUUAUAACUGCUGACCAUUUCAAGAAGCUUUAAGCACAGCUUCAAAUAAUACAUCUGCAAAGGAAAUGUACCUCUUUCUAGGUAUUUCUACUGUUGAUGUGGAAAUCUCUAACCCAUUUUUCCUUUGUAAAAAUUAAAAACAGUAAUCCCUGUUGGAGGUUAUGCUGUUUUCUGUGGAUAUUUGACGAAGUUCACACCAUUGAUUUGUAAUUUGUGAGCGUUAAACUUAAUGUGUCAAAGUAUAAUCUUCUAUGCUUGAAAAUCUUUCUAUUGUACAUGUUGUAACUUGUUGCAAUUGCAAUAAACAAUUUCUCAGGAA